AUGUCUGGGACACAGGCUUGGAGUUUUUCAAAUCAAAAAAUUAUUAAUAAUGCAUUUGUGUCUGAAGGUGGUGCCAGUGGAAUUGGUAGAGCUGUCUGUCAAGCUUUAGCCACAGAAGGAGCCGGCGUCGUUGUAACAGAUCUAAACAGUCAAGGGACUCAGGAAACAGUAGACAGCUUAUCACAACAUGCCAGCUUAAAACACAAAAACUAUUCUUUAGACGUGUCAAGUGGAGAGGAAAUACAUAAGGUGCUGGAGUAUAUUAUAAGUGGGUAUAAGAAGCCACCGUGCAUUUUAGUCAAUUGUGCUGGCAUCACUAGUGAUGAAUUCUUACUGAAAAUGGAUGAGGAAAAGUUUGAUAAGGUCAUUAAAGUCAACCUCAAGGUAAGUGGCUUUAACCAUCCAUGCAAAUGGCUUUAAAAAAAUUAACAUUUACUCUUCACUCAUUCUGUUAAAGACUGAUCUACUUGAUUUCAGUCGAUUUGCAGAACUGCUGGCUUAAAUAUCUUAGAUAUAAGCAUACUUUUAAGUACAAGAAAGCUAUAACUAAACUGGAAUGAUGCAAAGGAAAGCUCAAGAACAAGCAAGAAAAACGUGCUGCUAUGUUGGAUUCAUCUUUUUUUUUUCAGUUCUCUAGUGCCAACAUUAAUAACUACCAAAACAUUUGAGUGUGUUUUUGCAUAUGCUUGCAUCAUGCUGUUUUUAUGCUAUAUAAACCAAGAUCUCUUUUAAUAACAUCAGUCAUUAAAAUUCGGGGGCUUUCUUGCGAUUAUAUAGGUUAAAAAUGGAGCAGAAACAGGUAAAAAAUAAUGUGGAUAAGAAAGAAUGACAUUUCGGUGUCAUCUUGACACCAUUUUCAAUAUUUAUGGUGGACAGACUUAAAGUGAUGACAAAACUAACGUCAAGCAAACUGUAAAAAUAGAAUAAUAUUUGGCUCCUGUAAUAUUUUUUUAAAAAACUGACUCCUCGUGUUGUUUACAUGGCUGAUCUGCCUCUCUUUCCAGGGGACAUUUUUGAUGACUCAAGCUGUUGCAAAAGUUAUGGUUGAUCAAGGUGUUAAAAAUGGUUCUAUUGUGAAUUUGGCGAGUAUAGUAGGCAAUUUAUGUGUUGUGCUGUGCAGUGGAACCAAGCUCCAUUGUGGAAUCCCAUUGUUUUGCCUGAAAGUCAAUAGGGAGUUUAAGCAAUGAUGACAGUGACGGCAACAUGAACAUCAAAACAGCAAGGUUUAUUAACCAAAAUAACAAGUUUGCAUGUGCAUCACGCUUUUUUGUACAUUUCUUUGCUGUUGCUGCAUGACUGCGAUGGAAAAUGCCUAAUUUCACGGUUUAUCAAGGAUGUAACAAAGUCAUGACAAAUUUUUUUUUCUCUUUCUAAGCUUGAGUGUGGUCCCCAAGUAAUCAGCUCUAAGGAAAUUUGCCUACAUUAGACAUUUUCAGUGAAUUGGAAUAAACGCAAUAACGUUUGAAAAAUGCUAAUUCAUUUUAAAAGUGACGUUUUCACCGCCGUAGCCGUCGUCAUUGCUAAAACUCCCUAUUUUAUAACAGUUAAAUUCAGGCUACAUUCACACAGUACCGUUCUAAUUUUCAAUCAGUUGAAAAAUUUGACCGGACACUUUGUUCACACAAAACUGUUCAAUAUCUUUGCACUGUUCAGUACAUUUAACAAGACUUGUAAAUCCAUGUUUGCAAUACGUAUUUGUCGCAGGAUGGAAAGACAGUGACUUUACAGCUAUGUGGAUUAACAGCUUUUUCUAGUAAAAAUUUACCACAAUCUCUCUAAAUGAUCAACAUAAUGAUCCUUACAAUUGCUUAGGUAGACUUCAGUUCUGUCUUUUGGAUGCUUUCCAUAUGAUCAUUGCCAUAUUGCUAAGUUCAGACUGCUGGCCUUUUUUCUGCAACCAUAACAAAAAAAAGCUACAUGGUGUCCUAAUCAACUGAAAUAAUCCAGGUAAGUAGGCAAAAUGCUGUCAUGCAAGGUGACUUUUGAGCAAAAUGACCACAAUUCCACCGUGAGUAACCCAAAACUCCAGUCCUCAACUUAUCACACAACUGCAUCAACAUGAUCAUGUCUUUAAAACCAUUCUUCCUUUACAAUACCAGGUUGGAAAUCUUGGUCAGGUUAACUAUGCUGCUUCUAAAGCUGGUGUCGAGGGACUCACUAGGUCAUGUGCCAAAGAACUUGCUAAGUAUGUGUCUCAUAGUUCAUAUUGAUUUUGGGUGGGUAGCAGGAAAGUUGCAGAAAGGAGAGUAUUUGUAUGUUUUGCUUUCUACACUGCACCAGCCUGUAGUACCCUNGUAUUUGUCGCAGGAUGGAAAGACAGUGACUUUACAGCUAUGUGGAUUAACAGCUUUUUCUAGUAAAAAUUUACCACAAUCUCUCUAAAUGAUCAACAUAAUGAUCCUUACAAUUGCUUAGGUAGACUUCAGUUCUGUCUUUUGGAUGCUUUCCAUAUGAUCAUUGCCAUAUUGCUAAGUUCAGACUGCUGGCCUUUUUUCUGCAACCAUAACAAAAAAAAGCUACAUGGUGUCCUAAUCAACUGAAAUAAUCCAGGUAAGUAGGCAAAAUGCUGUCAUGCAAGGUGACUUUUGAGCAAAAUGACCACAAUUCCACCGUGAGUAACCCAAAACUCCAGUCCUCAACUUAUCACACAACUGCAUCAACAUGAUCAUGUCUUUAAAACCAUUCUUCCUUUACAAUACCAGGUUGGAAAUCUUGGUCAGGUUAACUAUGCUGCUUCUAAAGCUGGUGUCGAGGGACUCACUAGGUCAUGUGCCAAAGAACUUGCUAAGUAUGUGUCUCAUAGUUCAUAUUGAUUUUGGGUGGGUAGCAGGACAGUUGCAGAAAGGAGAGUAUUUUGUAUGUUAAGCUUUCUACACUGUACCAGCCUGUAGUACCCUGAGUUUUAAUUAUUUGCUAGCAUUGAAUUUUGCCAAUUAAUGGUUUUUAACUUUGCGGUUUAGGUUCCCAGGGUCAUUUGGUCUUCUAAGUAUUUUCUUCUUGGGAAUGUGGGUGUAUUCCCCUAACUAGCCAUGAAGAUUAAUCUAGCUUGACCAGAAUGUGAAUUCCACAAUAAGUCAGUGGCAUAAAUUAAUAGUUUGCUGUGAAAUUCAGGGAACCAUGAACACCUGAAAUUAUUUCUGGACUGUUUUUGUGUUGCAAGGAAAACCCAAUCAGGCAUGAGAAAACUUUAGCUGCAAGUAGAAACGGUAAUUCGUGUGUGGUUUUGUGGCCUGUUUGCAUCUCCUGAUCAUAUUGUGAUUGGUUACAGUACAAUAAACAUUCCUGCAAAAUUUCAAGACUAGUGUUCUCUGUUCUCUGAGUUUGACAGUAAGUGUUACUUAAGUGUAUUAAAGACAAAAUAAUACUAUUUUUGUUUUUCAAUGAAGUGCUGUUAUCAACUGAUGUAAUUUUAACAAAUUGCUAACAGUUUACACUGCCUUUGCUUUGUGUGUGUCUCAGGUUUGGCGUUAGAUGUAAUGCCGUUCUACCUGGUUUCAUUGAAACUCCGAUGACUGAAGCUGUCCCUGAAAAAGUCAUAGAAAAGGUGUGCCACCAUUGGUUCAGUUUAACAUUUUCACUCCCAAAAGUGAUCAUAUUUAAAAUUCAACAAAAUUUCCAAAUUUUAAUUUGUUUAAUGUUGAAAUAUAAAGCAAAUAGUACCACACGAAAUUACUGCCAAAGAAAUUACUGCCAUGUGAAAGUACUGCUGAAGAGGUUUCAUUUGAAUGGUAACACCAUAGGAUUUGGUCCAAAGAAUCAAAAGUUAGAAUUACAUGCUAAAUAAAUAGUACCAUGUGAAAGUACUGCUUAAGAGGAAUCAUUUGAAUGGUAACACCAUAGGAUUUCAUUCACAAACUCAAAAGUGAGAGACACCUUACAAGAUUUCAUUGUUCAUUCUGGUUGAAAAGGGUUCAGUCCCAUGCGUCUCUAGCGACAAAAGUAGUUAAGGUGAUUCCCUGGUUUUGCACUGCGCAUCUCUUACUGCGCAUAACAAGAUGGCCUCCGUAAAAAAGAGCAUGUGACUAACAUUAUUAAAAUGAAGUUGACUGAAGAGAAAUGUUAUUGCAAUUUUUGCUUGCGGUUGUUUCUUGCCUAGGUGAGACUCAACCUGAUGGGAAUGUGCAUAACGUAAGCAGUACGCGUGUUGCUGAGUUUGACGUCCUCACGGAGAACCUCGAUAGUGGAUGUUUAAUUUGUGCUUACUCACUUUGAUUUUCAUUUAAACGCUUUCUUUAUCACAUUGUGUCCUACAUGUGAUAUCUCGAUGAAAAUUAUGUAAAAACGGAUUUUUUAAUACUUUCUCCCCCCUUUCACAUACAUUUUCUUUUGAAACUCGCCCCAGUCCUCUCUCAAAAAUUGGAGAAAAUGCAUUUGGUGCGCACUUUCUGCAGCUCUACUGCAAAAACUAGUACGGUGACCCCCAUUUUUUAUUUCAUGAUUUUAAUAAGGGCAGUGCUUCCUUUCAAUGAGCAAAAAAUUGGCACAAAUCUAUGUUAAGUUUUUUGGCAAUUUUACUAAAUUGUACGAAUUAAGCUAUCAAGGGUCGAAUAGCGCGUGUCCAAUUUAAUUCUAGUUUGGAGCGUAAAGAAAAAUCAAGGGCAUUAAAAGGCCUUUUUUUGGUAGGUAAGUGGAUAAACAAUAUAUUAAAGUCAAAUUCUGUGCGAUACCAUAUGCAUCAUUGAAAAAAUCUCUCCUUUUUGUCUAGUUUUGGGCUGCACGCGGUUUUUGUCAAAGGGUCCAAAAUAGCCGUAUUUGUCAGCAUUGUGACGUCAAAACGAGCACGGUGGCCCCCACUUUUUAUUACGUUUUUAUCAUCUUCUUGACUUGUUACAUCAGUGUACCAAGUUUCAUCUACAAUCUAUGUUAGGUUCUUUUACUAAGGAAUCACCUUAACCAAAAAUUUUGAUAUUACAAAAUGAUUCCUGAUGUAUUCUAUUUCAUUUUUCUAGUUAAAGAAACAAGUUCCUAUGCUCAGACUUGGCCAACCAUCAGGUUAGAAGGAUCAAUUGAGGUUUCUGGGAAACUGCCCACCUACCCCUCCCCUAAGCCAUCAUUUUGCCCAAAGUGAGAAGUAAGUGUUAAUGAACUAACUUAGGGGAGGAGUAGAUGGGCAGUUUCCCAGAAACCUACUGUUGGCCAGAACCUCUUUAGAACCUCUAAUUUGAUAGGUUCUUGUUGGCUCGAAGCUCUAUUGUUUCACAGUUGGGGUUCAUUGUUAGUUUUGUUUGGGUUAGGACUAUCUGUUGUUUUCUAAACCAAUCCUGUGAGCCGUUCUUAGAGCCUCCGGCCCACCCAAAACCUAAAUUGAUCCGGUUACAACAAUGAACCUUUGAUUUAAAGAGUUUGUGAUGUGUGAGUUCCUCUCCGCUUCCACAUGUUUUACUUUACAGACCGUAAAAGGCCAUGCACAUAUAUAGAUUUAGCCAGUGCUAAAAGCGAAGCUCCUUUUAAUAUUUAUAGUUUACCCUAAGAAAAUAUAAAAUCUGGUUAUACUAAGGAGUCGGUAAAGACAACGUGAUAGGUAAAAAACAACAUCAAUAGGUCUGAUUAGAAAAAAAACAGCUUUGCACGUGCAGCACACUUUUUUUGUACAUUUCCUUGCUGUUGUUUUGCACGACUAAAACGUGAAACUUCCAGAAACUUCCUAGUUACACGUUUUAUGUUUGUGUUCCUGUUCACUUUGGUUUUUCACUGCCGCUCAUUUUCGCCUUGGUAGCCUCUAGCAUGUCUCAUUUUCUCACCACUGCUAUAAAAUUUUCAAGUUUUAUUUUCCAACGAAAUUGGUCUCCGUUGUUUUUUUAUUUCUCGUUCUAGUGCUGCUCUAGUUCUUUCCCUGUUAUCCACGUUAAUGUAGACAUUAAAAUUUAGUCCUAAGAAAGACUUGGCUUUUUCUAAAAGUCUGGGCGGCCAUGCGAUUUGUAUAGGUAAUAGCAUGAUUAGUAGUGACAUUUGGCAUAAAUACCACGAGUGAUAUUUCAAAAUCGUUAUACGUAAUUUCACGAGCCGUUAGGCGAUUGAAAUUUGAGACAAUUUUGAGAUAUCACGAGUGGUAUUUAUGCCAAAUAUCACGUACAAAUCAUGCUAUUAUUUGUUUAUACUACUACCCGCAAAAGGUUGUAAUUUUCACAUGUAGGUAUUUCAAAUUAAGCUGAAAUACCACUGCUCUAAGCCAAUCAAAUUGCAGAAAUUUCUCAUGUAGUAGUAUAAACCGCCGAAACGCGCGGGGUGCUUGAAUUGUAAAAUUUCACCUCAGCUUACAUGAACGGGCGGACGUACGGUCGGAGAGACGGACGAUUACGUCAUAACCAAAAUUUCUUGCAUGCAUAGAUAACCAAAUUUUCUUACCCAUGGUGCUCCGCCGCGCUCUUCGCGCGCGAGAGAGCUCCGCUAGGAUGGCUUAUCAUCUGUCCUUGUAGUACUGAAAUGACACUUAACCUCUCAUCUUAUUUGACAACUUUCUGUUAGCAACAGUUUUUGUUACCACUAAAUUCAACCCGGGGCACCUCUGUAAAUUUUGAUUGUACACUCAGGUUUUUGCAGCCUGCGCCACAGAUGAAACUCUGUGAAACAGAGCCGAAAUCCUUGUCCUGUGUAGGAUUUGAGUACGCGUUCUUUUUGCGUUCUACCUUUACCCUCUGUUGCUUCAGGGAGAGAUACAGAUGAUAUGCUUUCAUAAACGUUGAUGAAACAGGUCAAAAAGGACUUACCUUCCUGUUUUUCUGUUUCUUUUGUUUUUGUUGGUCUAAGGAAUUCGUCAGCGAAAAAAAUUCAUCACGUAGCUGAUGUGGUUACCUUCCUUGCAUCUGACAGAAGCAGUUAUAUCACGGGCGCAAGCAUUGAAGUUACAGGUACGGUUUAUAUG
Molecule: messenger RNA, 6862 nt
Organism: Porites evermanni
Lineage: Eukaryota; Metazoa; Cnidaria; Anthozoa; Scleractinia; Poritidae
Source: the annotation of a GenBank genome assembly